AUGGGUUCUCGGAAAAAUAAGAUUCAUGGUGGACCACUUGUCAUCCAUGCGCAUUAUAUUGCUGCUGCUCAUACAUACCUUGCCCUUGGAGCAUUCUUCUCAGCUCUUUUUCUUGGCUGUGUACUUCACUACAAAAACAUUGUCAAAAAUGGCGUUGCUGGAUACCCUGAAGAGUGGUUCCCGUCCGUGUCUGCUACUAUCGGAGACUGGUUUCCUGAGCGGAAUAUUUUUCAGAUCCUCAUUGCGAUAACGUCUGGACCGCGGUUUGCUCUGGUGUUUCUUCAAUAUUUCAUCACGCGUUCGACCAACUCUAUCCUGCCCGGUUGCGUUUUCUUUGCGGGCAUCGUGCGGACACUUGCUUGUGGCGGGUGGGCCUAUAUCACUUCAAACGACAAUCAUGACGUGCACGAUGUGUUGAUGAUUUUGUACAUCUUGUGCAACCUUCCUUGGAUGCUUGGUAGUAUCGCAUGUACACCUUUGAAUCACACACAGGCUCGUAGGAGGCGGUUUUUUAUGUCAAUAGUACCCAUGAUUUACUUCUUUAUACAGCACAAAGUUCAUAGGAUUCCGGGAGCGUACAUUUUUUGGUCGAUUUUCACCUCGCUCAUUCCAACUAUAUUCUACUUUUCUGUUUGGGAGCUUGCAAUAUCAGGACCAGAACUCGCGCUCCUGGCGACGCUUUCCCCGGUGUUACUUGGUAUCGCUCCUCUACAUGCCUGGGCGUCUACGUUGAAAGGGCGGGUAGUCUUGCACAUACUUUCGUUAAUUGGAAUAGGGGCGUAUGCUUUGCACAAGCCGCUUCAUAGAUUGUAUGCGGUCACUUUUGCCAAUUCUGUCCUGCUUAUAAGACAGACCGUGGACUGGUCCACGGUCAUGGGCCUAGGACUCAUACUGUCCUCAUUAUCAAAACAUGCAAACCAUUCAAAUAACCCAGUCUGGCCCAUAGUGAAUGAGGAGACGGGUGGAUGGAAUAAAACUGGGCUUGCGCUCGCUGUCCUGGCUAUUUAUGAGCUCAGUAGUCGCACCACUAGGUCGCCCGAGAAAGAUGACAACAAGAAAAAUACAAAGGAAAAAAUAGCCAAACUCGCAGGAACUAAUCAGUCUCUGCCCUGGCUAACUUCAUCGCUCGCUCUUGGUAGUUUACUUUUCAGCCUACAUUAUUUGAUUUCGGAUGCAAGCACGGUGAUCACCUGGUCAUGGACGGGAUACGAAAAUGGAAAACCGAGAGGACCACUCCCUAAUGUGCACGGUUCUCUUACUCUGAUUGCACAAGCUGUUGGUAUCCUGCUACCAACAUUUCUUCAUCCCCAGGCUCUUCUGACUCACCCUGCAUGGUUUGCGUACGGUACAGCCAAUGCGAUUGUCAUGUAUCAAUAUAGAAAUUGGAUUGGUUAUGUUGGCGGCCUGAACCUGGCUGUCUUCCUCAUGUCUCUACUGCCCCCGGUAUUACAACAGGCGGCGGCUGCAGGAAAAGUCGGCAGGACAUACUUCACAGCUUUUUUCGUGGUAAUCAUCCUUGAUUUGGCUAGCAUCUGGACAGUGGCAUAUGCCUUUGUUCCUGGCGGCAUCUAUCUCAGGGAACGAACUGAUAUAGUAUUGUUAUCGCAGAUUCUGUUACUAUCACCGGCCUUUAGAUGGAGGUCAUCAAGUACGCAAAGCUCCUAUGUGACCCUGAAUCUACGUGCCUCGUACACCCAGAGCACUCGAUUGAUUUUGGCGCUACUGUCUAUCUCCUCUCUUCUCAUCACUUUAUACCGAUGGCCGCUUGUGGGACCGAGGCCCUAUAAAGCUGGAACUCGAAUUUUUAACGCUGGUAUAUGGACAGUACACUUUGGGAUUGACAAUGUAGGACGUGAUAGUCAACGCCGAAUGCGGGACCUGAUAAGGCGACUCGAUGUUGUGGGCUUGUUGGAGACUGAUUUGCAGCGUGUGGUCUAUGGCAACCGUGAUCUGACUCGGGUCAUUACAGAAGAUCUAGGCUAUUACGUGGACAUUGGCCCUGGACCAAAUUCGCAUACAUGGGGUGCUGCCCUGCUGUCUAAGUUCCCUAUCAUUAAUUCAACCCAUCACCUGCUUCCUUCCCCUAACGGAGAGCUCGCACCUGCCAUAGAGGCUGUACUUGAAGUGUAUGGAACGGAAGUGACAGUUGUGGUUGCGCAUAAUGGACAAGAGCAAGAUCCACUGGAUCGAGAACUUCAAAGCAGAGAACUCGCGCGUAUCAUGGCGAGAUCAUACCCUCAGCCUGUCGUGUUCCUUGGUUAUGUAGUGACGAAGCCUUUGGCUCGAGAACGUGAGUGUUGUAGCCGUGUCUACGAUAUCGACAACCAAGACUGGGAUAGAUGGUGCGAGUAUAUUUUCUACAGAGGCUUAUAUCGGACAUCAUAUGCGCGUUUAUCCCGCGGAAUUGUAACAGACACUGAGCUGCAAAUCGGCCAGUUUUGGUUCCCUAUGGAAUAUUACGGGAAUAAUAAUGAAGGAGGUGUGAAUGGUCAUUUCUAUCAUGUGUUUAAUACGGUAAGCCAACCUGACACGGUGCAUACAAUGGUAUCUGACAUAUGGAUGCAGCCGUUGUAUUAUGAUAUCCCUGAAGGUGCAAUCUUGUAG
Serpula lacrymans var. lacrymans S7.9 is the source of this 2604-nucleotide messenger RNA. RefSeq lists its product as uncharacterized. Gene Ontology annotation, biological process: GPI anchor biosynthetic process; fungal-type cell wall organization. The coding region runs from base 1 to 2604 and encodes 867 amino acids. Lineage: Eukaryota; Fungi; Basidiomycota; Agaricomycetes; Boletales; Serpulaceae. Gene Ontology annotation, cellular component: endoplasmic reticulum. The record is from RefSeq and is a predicted model, not a curated record. The transcript is spliced from 17 exons. Gene Ontology annotation, molecular function: catalytic activity.